This is a messenger RNA of Chroicocephalus ridibundus (black-headed gull), 3670 nucleotides long. RefSeq names its product PDZ and LIM domain 4 (gene PDLIM4). NCBI's taxonomy places the organism in Eukaryota, Metazoa, Chordata, Aves, Charadriiformes, Laridae. The record is from RefSeq and is a predicted model, not a curated record. Gene Ontology annotation, molecular function: muscle alpha-actinin binding; actin binding. The transcript is spliced from 7 exons. Gene Ontology annotation, biological process: heart development; actin cytoskeleton organization; muscle structure development. Gene Ontology annotation, cellular component: Z disc; adherens junction; stress fiber. Bases 123 to 1115 code for a protein of 330 amino acids.
GGCGGGAUCGACCCGUCCCGGCGUUUCGGAGACGCGCGAAGCGAUUCGGAUCGCGAUCGCGAGUGGGAGCCGGAGCCGCAGCCGCAGCCGCAGCGGGCAGGGAGAGCCCCACCGCCCUCGCCAUGUCCCACUCGGUGGUCCUGCGUGGCCCUUCGCCGUGGGGGUUUCGCUUGGUGGGCGGGAAAGACUUCAGCGCCCCCCUGACCAUCUCCAGGAUUAACCCUGGCAGUAAAGCAGCCAUGGCAAACCUGUGCCCAGGAGAUAUUAUUCUGGCAAUUAAUGGAGAGAGCACGGAGAACAUGACGCACCUAGAAGCACAAAACAAGAUCAAAGCGUGCAUGGACCAGCUACUGCUCUCCCUCAACAGAGCCGAAGGGAAGACCUGGUCCCCCCCAGUUCUGGAAGAUGGCAAGGCUCAAGCGUACCGGAUCAACAUAGAGCCGGAACCGCAGGACAACGGGCCUGCCCAGAGCAGGAGGCCGAUGCCCCAUGGGGCUGGGGGCAACCCCAUGGAGACCAAGCAGAUGGUGAACGUGCAGCAUCACCACCCAACCCGGCUCUACGCCAACAGCGGCCCCGAGGCGGCUCUGCCGGGCCAGCUGAGCGGGCUCCACAUCGCCCCUGCCCAGAGCCUCGACCCCUUGAAGUCUCUCCCACGGAACAGAAACGGGAUUGAUGUGGAGUCAGAUGUCUACAAGAUGCUUCAGGAUUAUGAAAAACCCGUUUCGGAGCCGAAGCAGUCCGGAUCCUUCCGGUACUUGCAGGGCAUGUUGGAGGCUGGUGAGAACGGUGAAAAACUCGACAAACUGAGCAACCCCCGAAACGUCAAGUCCCCGGUGUCAAAGCUUGGCGGUGCCAUGUCCGGGCUGCAGAUGCUCCCCGAGUGCACCCGCUGCGGGAACGGCAUCGUGGGCACCAUUGUCAAAGCUCGGGACAAGCUCUACCACCCCGAGUGCUUCAUGUGCGACGACUGUGGGCUCAACCUGAAGCAGAGAGGCUAUUUCUUCAUUGAAGAGCAGCUGUACUGCGAGACGCACGCCAAGGAGAGGGUUAAGCCCCCCGAGGGAUAUGACGUGGUGGCUGUUUAUCCCAACGCCAAGGUUGAACUCGUCUAAACCCCGGGCUGCGCUCUGGAGAGGUCGGCGGCCGCGCGCCCACCCACGUCCUCCCCGCCGGCUGCGCAAUGUGGCUACAAUCAACCCCGAUUACCAAAGCCCAAGUUAAAAUGCCUUUUUCCUAGAUAAAACCGUUUACACUUGGGAUCUCCUGGGGGAUGGUGUUGAAAGCAUACGAACAGGUUUUUCCCUUCUUUUUGACACUCCGCUUUUUGGGUUGCUGUGUUGGGUUAUUAGUCUGUGCCUUAACCUUAUCCAAGAUCUGUGUAAAUACUGAUUAAUUCUCUACUUUGUUUCAUAUAAAACCAGUAUUCCUUUUUUUUUUUUUUUUCUCCCCUCUCUUCUUCUGAAAAAGCAAGGAAGACGUUUUAAAAGCUCAAAGAAAAUAAGGCACUUUAACAAAAGAAGCUGACUCCUAUGUCCUGACCUUAAUCUCCUGCCCUCCGGCUGCCCCGGUGAUUAAAAACCGACCCCUCCGAGGAGUCUGGGACACGGUACCGGAGGUUGGGGGUCCCCAGCUCAGCCCCAUCCCAGCAGAUGUGCCGGGGAAAGGGCGGUCUCUUAAAACAGUAUUCGCUGUGAAAUUCCCUGGAUCAGGGCACUGCAGUUUGAGGCUGACACGGACCGAUCCGAGUUCCCCGAGAGAUCUCCACAGUGCGCGUGCGACGAGGCUUUUUUUCUUCCUUCCCUCACUCCUAGUCCAGUUGUUCUCUAUCAUCUAAUCACCCGAGCAGCACCUUCAAAGGACACUGAAAUAGCACGGAGCCCACCUCGGCUAUUCCCACCUCCCCGCUCCUGCCUCACGGCUGUCCCUGCUUUGGCCGUUCUGACUCUUCUUCCCCAGCUUUUGCUAUAUUUUUGCAGUCCUUUAUUUCUAGAUCCCCAGACUGCUGCCAUGGGGUCUGCCCCGCAGCGGGAGGCGGCGAUGAAAUCCCUCCAGGCCCUUAAAGAAGUAACUGGAGCGAGGGGUGACCCAGCUGCGAGCCCCCAUCCAGGGGCAGCGGGUGCGGAUUUGUACCCCCAUCCCAAGGCUGCGCUUUCCGCCAGCUCCAUUGCCCGCUUUAUUUGCCAGGAAAAUGAUUUUGAGGAUCUUGGGAUGUUGCUUUGUUGGGGAAAUGUUUUUUUCACGUUAGUGGUUGGAGGAGAGAGAGGGUUGAGUCACCCAGCUGCUGUGUGCCGCUGCGGGUAGAGGUAGGAGCCGUGUGUUUGAUACCACGAGGUUAUUUCUGCUUCCUCCUCCUCAAUUCAGAGAGGGAGGAUGGAGGGGAGAAAAAGAAAUGUCUGCGCUCGCUUCUCUUCCAUGGAAAAGAAAAUAAGAGAUGGAGUGAUGGCCAAAGCACUUCUUCCCCUUCUGGCUCUCCAUAACAGGGGUCUGAGAAAUCCGGGACUGGAGGAGGGUCGGGAGCAUUAUCCCGGUUGGGGCUGGGCGUGCAAUUUCUUCCUACGGGUGCUGUACCCCAGAGGGACUAAGGAUUUUGGGGUGUUACAGGGGCACAUCUAGACCUUUUCUUAUAUGGUGCCUUAUAGGUAGGGAUUUAGGCAGCUCCUGCCCUGUCCCGCAGGGCUGCAUCGCGCUCCUGCAUCCCGCUGGGUACAGCCUCGCAGCCGGAGGGAUGCUGGCUCUGCCGGGUCCUGCUAGCAGCAGAACAUCCACCUCCCCUCCUUCUGCCAUCAGGAUUUUUAAUUGUUAAAGUACAAGAAAUGUGGAAAUUUUUAUCACAGCGCUCAGCUUUGUUUUUCUUGCGCAGUAGUUUGGACCAUCUGAAGGGGAAUACUUGGGACAACCGUAACUGAUGAGGAGACUAACAAUAACCAGGUGGGAAGCAGUUGCUGCCCUUCUUUGCAGGCCCCUGCUUGGAGCUGGUUGGUGUCAUUGUCAGAAACAUUUGUUCUGAAUUCCUCCAUUAACCUCCUGCCUUGCUGGGCUGAGCUCCGGUGCCUGUAGCUUGAAAGCUCAGGCUUCACCCAAACCCAGGACUGAAUCCAGCUCGGCUGAGCAAUGGAAAACUCAUGACAUGAAUGGCACAGGGGGGCUUUUCCCAUUUACCAUGGCUGACGGCCGCUGCUAGCCGGGGCUGUGUUUCACUCUGCAGCUCUUGUCCCCGAUCGACUCCAUCUGCGUGGCGGUUGCGUCCUGCUGGGGUGCCAGGCAUCCUGUCGCCCUGGCACAGGGAACACCUCAGAAAUUCCUAAAUUGUUUAAUUACCCUCAUUUUGAACACCUGAGCGGGCUACUCACAGGGCAUCCUUGGUGGUCUCGCCCGGCCGCUGUACCAGUACAGCAGUGGGAGCACUGGGCUUUUCUUUUUAAUUUGAAAGCAAGUUCCCACAAACCAAUUUUUCCACACGGUUGUCUCGUGAUACCCUUCCUUAGGAGUAAUCAACUCGUUUGAUUGCCCCCAAGGAGCCUAAAGCUGGACCCGCCUCGCACAACCCCAUCCUGGCGCAUGGGGAUUCCCGGCUUCAGGCCACCCCGUUGCCGUCGCAGGGGCUGCAGGAGCUGGGAGCCCCCCCUCUCAGUGAGUAACGCUGUUUAACGCUGCAAAACGUGGGGAG